This is a messenger RNA of Saccostrea cuccullata (small rock oyster), 843 nucleotides long. Its product is annotated as deoxyribonuclease-2-alpha-like. The record is from RefSeq and is a predicted model, not a curated record. NCBI's taxonomy places the organism in Eukaryota, Metazoa, Mollusca, Bivalvia, Ostreida, Ostreidae. The coding region runs from base 1 to 843 and encodes 280 amino acids. Gene Ontology annotation, biological process: apoptotic DNA fragmentation. The transcript is spliced from 7 exons. Gene Ontology annotation, molecular function: deoxyribonuclease II activity.
AUGUUGUUUUUUUGCAUCAUAAUUUUCAAAUUCGUCGCAAGUAAUUCAAAUUUGUCUUGUCGCAAUGGUAACGGUGCUGCUGUGGACUGGUACGUUUUGUACAAAGUUCCACGGGCUACAGCAAAAAUGAUCAAAAUGGGCAAUGUGAAAAACAAGGAAACGUUUUAUUAUGCAGACAACACCAGUUCAACGUUGAUGUACAAAGAACACAGCGUGAACGAUUCUGAAGGAAACCCGUUAUUUCACACACUGCAGCAAAUUUAUGAUAAUGAACCACUUGAAUACGCUAUGUAUAAUGACCAACCUCCAACUGGAAGCGGUGGAAGGAAAUAUGGACACACAAAAGGUGCCUAUGCUUUUGAUGACGAAUCUGGUUUUUGGAUGAUAUCAAGCAUACCGAAGUUUCCCCAACCUAAAAACAUUGGUUAUCUGUAUGGAGAAAGCCAACUGGAAUAUGGACAGACUGUAUUAUGUGUGACUGUCCGAUUCACAUUGUUACAAACAAUGAAUAUCUACAAAGAACUUGUUUCACCUGGACUGCAUGAUUCUUUGUGUGUCCUCACGUGGCGAGCCAGGUUACCUUCAACGAUCAAUGUGUAUGAUAUUAGAGAGGUGAAGUUCCAAGACAACUACUCCUUUUUAGCAAAGAGGGACCAUUCUAAGUGGGCUGUAACGAAAUCGUUAGACUGGACGUGUAUUGGAGACUUGAACAGAAGAAAGUCACAGUACAAAAGAGGUGGACUUACAGUCUGUCUACAAAAGAAUACCUUAGCACAACAAUUCCGCAGUCUAUCUCCCUGUGGAAGACGACGAAGUUUAGGACCAAGAGGAACGUGUUCUUAA